Messenger RNA from Symbiodinium sp. CCMP2592, 684 nucleotides. The record is from the annotation of a GenBank genome assembly. NCBI's taxonomy places the organism in Eukaryota, Dinophyceae, Suessiales, Symbiodiniaceae.
AUGCAGAGCCCACGCAAGCCAGAACCAGAUUCCAUCUGCACUGCCAGUGGCAGCCACCUUUCCGAAGAGCCCAAACACUUUUUCCAAGCACGAGAUAUCGGAGCCUUUCCCAGUACCUCCCGAAGCAGCAUUCUUCGGCUGCUGGACGGCGCAGGCUACUGUCGCUAUCACCAGAUUCCCAUCCCCAUCCUGGACGAUCUGGUGCGCAAGGCUCUUUACGGUGGCGCCGGAGGCGGCGCGGGAGGCGCAGACGAGGUUCUCACCUCUUUCUCCGAUGCCAAGGCCGGCAAGGCCAUCGCCACCAGCGACCUACUCGGCCAGAUCCAGCGCUUUUGCGGGUCCAGGGGCAAGUGCACAGAAGACUACUGGGAGGCGAUCCCGAAGGUGGCAGAGGCCCUGAAGAAGGGCCCGGGCACUUGGGACCGGAAGCCCAUGAAGAAGGCCAAGGCCAACGAGCUGGAUGGUCUCCUGGUAAAGUUGGCAGAGCGGCCCGAAGCCAGGAACGAUGCAGUCUGGGCGGCGUUGCGCAGCAUGUCCAAGGAGCUCUUGGACGUGACGCCAAAGUCGAUGAAGGAAUCUUUAGCCUCACGUGUCGCGCUCAAAAGCACCAAGCCGCCCGAUGGGAAGCCGAUCGUGGAGGAGGAGCCCGAGAAAGAGGAGGUUGUCGUGGACGACCUGCCGUGA